This is a messenger RNA of Equus caballus (horse), 1701 nucleotides long. RefSeq names its product TruB pseudouridine synthase family member 1 (gene TRUB1). The record is from RefSeq and is a predicted model, not a curated record. Gene Ontology annotation, molecular function: pseudouridine synthase activity; RNA binding. NCBI's taxonomy places the organism in Eukaryota, Metazoa, Chordata, Mammalia, Perissodactyla, Equidae. Gene Ontology annotation, cellular component: mitochondrion. Gene Ontology annotation, biological process: mRNA pseudouridine synthesis; tRNA modification.
GGACGCGCUCUUUGCUGCGUCAUUAGCGUGCGACUCCAGGCUACAAAACAGGUCUGGGCCACAAAAGCAUGGCAGCUGCUGAGGCGGCCGUGGUGUCGUCGUCAUCUUUAAAAACAGACUCAGCCCCAGUCCCUGAAACUGCAGGAACCGCCGCAGCAACGGCCGCCACUUCGCCAGCGACGGCUGCAGCCGCGGCGGUUGCGGCCGCUGCCAGGACCGGAUCGGAAGCCAGGGUCUCCAAGGCCGCUUUGGCUACUAAGCUGCUGUCUCUGAGCGGCGUGUUCGCCGUGCACAAGCCCAAAGGGCCCACCUCAGCCGAGCUGCUGAAUCGGCUGAAGGAGAAGCUGCUGGCAGAAGCUGGAAUGCCUUCUUCAGAAUGGACCAAGCGGAAAAAGCAGACUUUGAAAAUUGGGCACGGAGGGACUUUAGACAGCGCAGCCCGAGGAGUUCUGGUGGUUGGAAUUGGAAGGGGAACAAAAAUCUUGACCAGUAUGUUGUCAGGGUCCAAGAGGUAUGUUGCCAUUGGAGAGCUGGGGAAAGCUACCGACACACUAGAUUCUACAGGGAAAGUAACAGAAGAAAAACCAUACGAUAAAAUAACACAAGAAGAUAUUGAAGGCAUUCUACAGAAAUUUACUGGGAAUAUAAUGCAAGUACCUCCCCUCUAUUCUGCGUUAAAGAAGGAUGGCCAGAGACUGUCGACUUUGAUGAAGAGAGGGGCAGCAGUGGAAGCAAAACCUGCCCGGCCGGUGACGGUGUACAGUCUCUCCCUGCGAAAGUUCCAGCCGCCGUUUUUCACAUUGGAUGUUGAAUGUGGAGGAGGUUUUUAUAUCAGAAGCUUGGUCAGUGACAUUGGCAAAGAACUCUCUUCCUGUGCCAAUGUAUUAGAGCUGACCCGGACCAAACAGGGGCCGUUUACGCUAGAAGAGCAUGCCCUUCCUGAAGACAAAUGGACAAUUGAUGACAUCGCACAGUCUCUUGAGCAUUGCUCAUCUCUUCUCCCAGCAGAGCUGGCACUUAAAAAAUCAAAACCUGAGGAGUCUAGCGAACAAGUUUUGAGCUGUGAAUUUAUAACUCUAAAUGAGACAAAGGGAGAAGAUGAUGUAAUUAAGACAUUUUAAGAUUGGCUGGGGAUUGUCAUCGUCUCCUGGUUGACAUUUGAAUCCUGUGUGCGGAAUGACAAGCUAUAUGCAAAAGAUGAACUAUUCCCUUUUUUUGUGCAUGAAGAAAAAUGUCCUUCAUUUACAGUUUCUAUAGUGUACGAUUUAUCUGCUACGCAUUAUAAAUAGCCUUGCAGUUAUUCAGUUCUUUCUUGUACUGUGGGAUAUUCUUUUAGGAUGUCAUUGUGUUAGAUUGGAUUCAGGAAAAUCAACUUUCUGAUUUUAAUCUCGCUUCAAAGUCUUUUCCUGUGAAAAAGUUGACCACGUUUUCUAAUCAAAGAAAAAAAAAUGAUGUACAUGUUUCUUUGAUGUCACAAAAGUGAAUGUAAAUUAGUGUUUCUUUGAUUUCAUUUUAGCUUCUUGGUGGCUUUGUUGUACUAAAUUUUUUAACUAUGUUUGAAAAGACCAUUAUUUAACUCUUACAUUUUGGAGAAUUUAUGAUUAUUAGAACAUUUCUUUGAUAAGACUGCACUUACUUGGUAAUAGUUGUAUUUGUUUAGAUCUUGGAAACUAAUAAAGUUUUAUAGUAAAUGUGGGGAAA